AUGCGGUCUACCGACGAAGAAUCAGAGAAAAGUCUCGUCACCAGCUCUCCUCCCUUAAACGAUGUCUGCCCAACAGCAGAAACCAAAUCAAAUUCGACCGCAGCUAUGCUCCGUCUAUCCUUAUGGGUAUCUUUUGCAGCAUGGAUCGCCAACUUUGACAACGGCUACACCGGCACUAUCUUGAUCAUGCCAUCCUACCGAAAAGCCUUUGGGACAUGUCGCGAGAUCUUGAAUCCAACCACAGGCCAAAUCAGUGAGCACUGCUCAAUAACACCCCUCCAACAAUCUCUCAUCAGCCUGAACUACAUGUUCAUUGGACUCGGAGGUGGUCUGUCAGCCCUGACAGGCAGAUAUACCGGCCGCCGUGGUGCGAUCCAAAUCGGAUGUGGACUUGCAAUCAUCGGAGCAGCUGGAAUGUUGGGCACUGGCAAUGGUUCACCGAAAACCUUCUUACACUACAUGGUGAGCAAAUGCAUCAGUGCCAUUGGCAUUGGACAACUCAUCUCUGCAUCCCUAGCCUACGGCUCCGAGUGCAUCGUUGCCAGCAAGCGCGGCCUCGCGCUGGGACUAUACAACGUCGGCCUGGCACUGGGCAACCUUGCCUCAGCUGCUGUCUGUGCAGGAUCCGCACGUCUCGAACCGGGCAAUAAUUGGCAAUGGAAAACGCCUAUCCUAGCACAGAUCCCGCUGGGAAUUCUUCUCGGCGCGGGCAUCCUGAUGUUCCCCGAGUCACCGCGAUGGAUCCUGAAUAACGACGAAAACAGGGAAGAAGAAGCCCGCAGGGCAUUCAGUAUCUUGUAUCGCAUUCCUGCUGAUUCACUCGAGAUCACUGCCCAGAUUGAGGAUGUCAAGGCGCAUAUCAAGGCUGACCGAGUCAAUGCUGCCGCUUCAUCUUGGUACGAGAUUUACACGAGAAAUCAUUUCCGGCGGACGUGGACUUCGGCGUUGAUUAUGAUCGGGCUUUCGAUUACCGGGAUUCAAUUUGUUCAGCCGUAUGCGACGACAUUCCUCAAGGGUGUCGGUAUCAGUGAUCCCUAUCUCAUCAAUGUGAUCAUCGGUCUUUGCAUUCUCGGUGGAUCAGGAUUUGGUCCCUUUAUAGUGGAGUAUGGAGGGCGUCGAUUUGCUGUUCUCACUGGGUACAGCGCUAUGGCUGUUUGCAUGUUGGUCCUGUCUUCGGUCAGCACUGCACUCGGAGCAGAUGAAGUCUCGAAGAUUGUCGUUGUCGUUUUGCUUUGCUUAUGGUCGUUCGUAUUCGGAGGAACUAUUGCGCCGAGUGCAGGUCUUGCAUCCGUGGAGAUGCACAGCGUAAGGCUUCGAACGUAUGGACAGGCGCACACAACCGUCCUCUACGGCAUCUUCUCUUUCGGUGCAACUUUCUGGACCCCGUACAUGUUGGACGCAGACCAUGGGAACAUGGGUCCCAACGUGGGAUAUUUCUACGCGGCCGUGACAGUGGUUAUUGGAGUGCUGGUCUGGUUCUUGGUGCCCGAGACUGCUAGUUUGACUCUGGAGCAGAUUGAUGAUGUCUUCAACUCGGGCAUCCGGCCCUGGAAGACUUCCAUGACAGCGAACAGAGCCAUGGCCCGGGCAAAGGCUCAGCAAUUAGCGGCGGAGUAG
Molecule: messenger RNA, 1617 nt
Organism: Penicillium daleae
Lineage: Eukaryota; Fungi; Ascomycota; Eurotiomycetes; Eurotiales; Aspergillaceae
Exons: 1
Coding region: 1-1617 (538 amino acids)
Biological process (GO): transmembrane transport; carbohydrate transport
Cellular component (GO): membrane
Molecular function (GO): carbohydrate:proton symporter activity
Source: RefSeq, a predicted model, not a curated record